Molecule: messenger RNA, 1899 nt
Organism: Closterium sp. NIES-67
Lineage: Eukaryota; Viridiplantae; Streptophyta; Zygnematophyceae; Desmidiales; Closteriaceae
Source: the annotation of a GenBank genome assembly
CUCAAGGUUGGCUGUCGUGCCGGAUUUCUGGCCAGCAGGCAUUGGAAUCACUGGAACGGCGCAAUGAGACGUUUCCUCGUGAACAGGCCUGCCACGGACAAUGCAGGAAACCCUGGGAUGCUCUUUGGGUGCGUUAAUUCUCUAUGAUUUUCGGCUUGUAGAGAGUUUCGGGACGCAACUUAUCUACCCCUCCUUGUAGGUCCUCGCCUGGAGUAGCGAACUCGUCAGACACACAAGCUUUCGGGAUGCCAUUCUCAAAGCCGUCGAAUGUGGUGUACCCCAGCCAAUACUCGCAAAACAUAUCAGCCUCAUACGCAAGCGCCUCACAAGGCUCUCAGGUUCGUUGGGGCCUGAAUUUGCACUAAUGCCGUUUUGAGGUCGAAUUUUGCAUGUAUCAACUUCUCUCAGCGACAGGUGUCUCAGGGGACGGCGCAACCGUCGGUCUCUCUUCAGAGGUACUCAUCACAGCCCCUGCUGCACGUGAAGAAUCGGCAGGACCGUGGUUCCAAACCUUCCACUUUGACUUCACUUCAGAGAUUGAUACCGCCGUGCAGUGAGUAACUCAUAAGGGUUCUGACAAUGCUUUUUAAAUGUAUAGCUUUAUCAAACAUCACUGGACAAUUUGCAGAUUGCAAUGAAGAAACGAACCAGAAAUUUGAGACCCUGUGCAACCGAAUUGUUGGAAUCGUUGAUGACAUUUCGCAGAUGAAGUCCGACUUGGGGCAUUUGAAAGACCACUCAAGUAUGCUGCAUUGAUACCGUCUUGCUUUAAUUUUGUUGCAAACACGCUAACGUGCUUGACCCGUUGCAUGCAGGUGAAAAACUAGAGGGCCGCUUUCAGCAGCUCAUCGUUCAAACGGUAGGGCUGUCUGAUCAUGUUUGUAGAUUUAACUCGUGCUGAAACAUUUUCCUUCGGAAUCAGGUGGAGUCAGCAAUUCAGAGAGGCAUGAGAGAACUUCGCUCAGAGAUGUCUAAUAACAUGGAUGCCAGCAUGUUGAGGAGUCAACAGCGUGUAAGUGCUAUUUGUUGUAGUUUUCUCCCUUGAGAUUACUUAAUUUCUUGAUUUUUGUUCAGGAAGAAAAGGAAACAAAUACUCUGGCGAAGGUGGAUGACAGACGGGAAUAUCCCCAGCACUAUUCACAUGGACGUGAUCACUUGAAAAGGCGUCCUCAAGGAAAGAUGACUGACUUCAUGCAGGUACCACGAGUUUUGCUCUCUUGCGUUCUACUUCUCGCCCGCUGCCUCAUUGCCCACUCACACAGUAUUGUUUUACAGGUGACGAAGAACCAAAACCAUGAAAUGAUGCAACUAAGGUGUGAGGCUCUCAUGCCGUUUUGAGUGUUCAGUGUGCUUGCUGCCUUCGCGUGCUUCAUCUGUGUCGUUUCUGGCAGCCCUAUCUGUCUGAGCAUUCCUAGAGGCGAGACCACUGGAGAGGCUUGGCCAGUGACACUGCAGAAUCAGCAAAACUGGAUAUCAGAGCAAGCUGAGUUCACGAAUAUGAUGCCAUGCCCACCAGCACUUGAGGAUCCACUUUCUUUAGAACAACCAAGCAAGAAGAAAACUUCAAUGGCAAAGAGGAAACGGGCAGCCAAAGGGAAGCAGCACAAGAUUGACGAAUACAGCUCUUUCCACGUGCCUUCUGAGACGAAUUUCCCCAAGGGCCGCAUGGAAACUGUGGUGGCAGAUGUGGACUCAUCAUUCUGCACCAAGGAAGAUGCGGAUGCAGUGAAGAAGAUGGUGUUGAGAGCAAGGAAGAAAAGAAAAGUGAUCAUGCAGUGAAGAACAGUCGAAGACCAGAGAUGGGGUUGCUUGCGAGCGCCUCAUGUGAUAGUGCCAUGCUGCCAGCGUGUGAAAUUCUAUGUUGCUACCGGUUUAUGUCAGUGUGCCAUAGUUCGUGCA